Molecule: messenger RNA, 2670 nt
Organism: Penicillium bovifimosum
Lineage: Eukaryota; Fungi; Ascomycota; Eurotiomycetes; Eurotiales; Aspergillaceae
Product: F-box and WD domain protein
Exons: 4
Coding region: 1-2670 (889 amino acids)
Molecular function (GO): protein binding
Source: RefSeq, a predicted model, not a curated record
AUGCAUAAGAGUCUCAGACAAACCAUCUGCUCAACUUCUCUCACUUCCACCUCUCACUUCCACUUCUCGCCAACCCUCCUCUUCCGCAAAGACACAACUCGUUCUCUUCAAAUCCUCCUACCUCAACCAUUCGCGACCGACCUCCCGUUACAUCUCGCAUUGAUCAACUCUCGACUCAUCGGCACGGCGCAGACCCCUCCUCCGACCCGCAUCAAUGGAGGGAGAAUCUUUGCCCGAUGCUCGAACCUCCCCCCGGCGCGACUGCAGACAGCCAUCGCUCCUGGCUUGUCCACGCCUUUGUCGCCCACGUUCAAGCUAGAUGAAGGCUACUCGGACGACACUCGUAGCCAGGCCGACAAGGAUCUGGGAUCGGACAAUGUUAUGGCGCUUCCAAAUUGGAUUCUCGCCCAGAGCGAGGCUGGCAGAGCCGGUAAGUCUCUCACUGCUCCAUUCCUUCCCCGCGGUGAUUGUAGCAAAAGGCGCGUCACAUGCGCCUCGUCGCCUUCUUCGGUCCCUACGAACCUCAAGCAUCGCGGCAAUGGUCGACCGACUGAAUCCUAUUCUGCACUUGGACCCCGUGGUCAAGCUUCCCCCGAACUUACAAACGAGGUCUUCUCCUAUCUCGACCCUCGAACGCUCUUGAAUGCCUCGCUUGCCUCACGCUCCUGGCGCGAACGUAUCCUAGACUCGGGUUUAUGGAAAUUCCUUUAUCUCAAUGAAGGAUGGCGCGUGGACUGGGCCGCAGUUCGUGCAUUCGAGCAAGAGCAUUCUGAGGCCAUGUCGCCCCAGAGCAGGAAGUCGCGUUUACGACAUUCGGAAAAUUCAGACACCGAUAUCGGGGAGCCCAAGCAAAAGAAGCGCAUGCCGCCGGCAUGGAACAAUCCGCAAAGUACCGAUGCGCAGCAGACCACGGUAUUCGGACCCAUGUCCGCAGUGGCCGAUAUGGAGGGCGACCACCAGAUGACAGAUGACGAUGAUCAGGGUGUACAUUCAAUUGCCGGCGAGACUGAAAUUCUCCCCACGGCAGUCCCCGAAUCGCCUGUAUCUCCUUCGUCAUUCUAUCCGCCUCUGCGGCCGUCCCUCCUGUUGCGGGAUCCUUACGAAAGCACCAGGCUGAACUGGCUUUACCUCUACAAGCAACGCAGACGGCUUGAAGCGAAUUGGCAUCAUGGCCGGUACACAAAUUUUCAGCUUCCUGACCCGUCACACCCAGAGGAGGCUCACAAGGAAUGUGUAUAUGCGAUUCAAUUUGAAGGACGAUGGCUGGUGAGUGGGAGCCGAGACAGGACUGUGAGAAUCUGGAAUCUCGACACGAGACGGCUACGCCACCCUCCGCUGGAGGGACAUAACAAGUCUGUCCUUUGCCUUCAAUUUGAUCCUAGCCCUGAGGAGGACAUCAUCAUCUCCGGCAGCAGUGACAAGAGCGUAAUUGUAUGGAAAUUCUCCACCGGAGAAAUGAUCCAUCAAAUCGACCACGCACAUACGGACUCAGUUCUCAACCUCAAGUUCGAUAAACGUUACCUUGUGACCUGCUCCAAAGACCGAACUGUCAAGGUGUGGAAUCGACGAGAUUUGCUUCCCAACCACGAGGAUUAUCCGCGGGUGUUUCGAGGAUCAGAUGUCACGUAUCCGACCUAUAUCGUUGAUCUCAACUCGAUCCCACCAAACGAGUUGGAAGCGCGAAUUGCGCACGAUCAAUACAAAGUCCUCUUACCUUACCAAUUGCUUAUGACUGUGCGUGGACAUGGAGCCGCCGUGAAUGCCAUGCAGAUCCAUGGUGAUGAGAUCGUGACAGCAUCUGGAGACCGGACUAUAAAGGUCUGGAACAUUCGCACUGGUGCUUGCACCAAGACCUUGACGGGCCACGAGAAGGGUAUUGCAUGCAUUGAGUUCGACAGCCGAAGAAUCAUCAGCGGUAGCAAUGAUAACACAGUUCGCAUUUACGAUCAUGUCUCCGGAGCUCCGGUGGCAUGUCUGCGAGGUCACAGCAAUCUCGUGCGCACCCUCCAAGCAGGAUUCGGUGAUCCUCCAGGGGCCGGUGAGGACCUACGGCGACAAGCACGGGCAGUCGACAAUGAUUUCUUCGCUGCUCAAGAGGCCGGAUUACCCGUUGGCAACGGCCACCAGCCGAACACGGCGGGAUCACGGGAUCCUCGCGAUAUCCUUGCCCUGGGAGCAAAGAUCCCCCCGGUGGAGGAGGCAGUAGCUGGGCGCACGAUCAUGGUCUGGCACAAGGACCGCGAGGGCAAAUGGACAGCGGCGUACCAACUGCGCCAGAGCGAUGCCGUUGCUAAUGCCGCUCGGUCCAGCCUCAGCGAGGUGGCACGAACCACUGUAGCAGCCCAGGCUCAACAGCUACAUGCAGCACAGGCGGCGGCACCUCAAGCCGGUCCUGCCAACCCCCUUCUCCAGGCACUGCCGCUACAGGUCGUAAAUGCCGCGGCUAUGAACGCGCAACCACCUGCCCCACCCGUUGCUCACCACCACCAUCACCAUGGCCAUCCACGCAGACCGGCUCUCACCCCGCAGCCUACUUCGCGCGUCUUCAAACUCCAAUUCGACUCUCGGAAGAUCAUCUGCGCUAGCGUGGAUCCUCGCAUCGUCGGCUGGGACUUUGCCUGUGAUGACGAAGAAAUCAUCGAGACCUGUCCUUUCUUCCAGCGUCUUUGA